GGCUUUCGUUGUCUCUGGCAUAAUUCAGUUUCAGUUCAGAAUUCAGUUCGAUCUGAUCGCUUCAUACGCAAUGUGCUGGAUUUUGCUGCUGGGUUGCCUUUUUGCGUGGCACCAACACGCGAGUGCACAAUUUCUGGAGCCCAACUGCGGUUAUCUGUCACCGGAGGCGCUCCAAAAUAAGCAGCAUCAGGCGCACAUAUCGGAGAGUCCUUGGAUGGCCUACUUGCACAACUCUGGCCAGCUUGUAUGUGGCGGCUCCCUCAUAAAUCCUCGAUUCAUCCUGACAGCCGCACAUUGCAUAAGCGAGGAUCAAGACUUGACUGUGCGACUCGGCGAGUUCAAUAGCUUAACUAGUGUUGACUGCAACGGCUCCGUUUGCAUGCCACCUGCAGAAGAUUUUCAAGUAGACCUGGCCAUCAGGCAUGGGGACUACUUCAAAUUCAAUAGGAUCCACGACAUUGGAAUACUCCGACUGGCAAAGUCUGUGUUGUACCAAGUUCACAUCAAACCCAUAUGCCUGACUACGAAUACUACGCUUCGCAGCCGCCUUGAAAGGCGCCACAGGCUGGUGGCCACUGGCUGGGGUCGCAGUCCCUCUGAAUCCGCAAACCACAUCCUCAAGUCCAUUCUAGUGACCAGAUUGGAGUGGAGUGUGUGCAGCGAAACGUACAGGGUCAACCGCCAAGUGGGUCAGAUCUGCGUGAGUCACGAGUCCGGAGUGGCAUGCAGCGGCGACUCCGGAGGACCCAUGGGCCACGCGGUUCGCCACAACGGCCAAGUGCUCUUCGUUCAGGUCGGAAUCUUCAGCUUUGGCAACUGGAAUUGCCUCAGCCCCGGCGUUUUCACAGAUGUAAUGGAACACAUCGAUUGGAUCGUUGGGGUCGUUAAUAGCUAUUAACUUUUGGAGAAUGCAUUCUUUUCCCAAGCUCAAUUACCAGCAUAUUUCACAGCGAGGAACCAACAAAUAAAGAAAUAUAUUCUAAUUACAUUUAAAGUAAAUGAUUUUCAAACUGUGCCCCAAAAAAAAUUCAGUGCGCCAUCUGACGGCUGUUAAGGGAACAUUAAUUUUUUCCGCUUCCUUUUCAGCGACAUCUGCCGUUUGUUGGUACUCAAUAUGUAAUUUUUACAUUUUACACAUCUUUUACACAGUUAUUUCUUGCGACACCUAGCGUAAAUUACAAACACUUACGUGUAAGACACAACACUUUCCUCGCCACAAAUCUAGCCCAGACUCAAGCCACUUGCUACAUAUGGUGAAUUUCUUAAUUUCUUAUCCAUCCUCCUAAAAGUGUGCAACAAAAACAUACAAAGAAAAAACGCCCCCAAAAGUAUGCUUUAAAUAUUAGCACCAAAAUUUUGAAUACUUUUUUGACAUUUGUGGUGUCAAAUAAAGGAUGUAAAACUAGCUGUAACUAAAAUAU
Messenger RNA from Drosophila yakuba, 1421 nucleotides. Its product is annotated as serine protease grass. The transcript has 4 exons. Bases 71 to 898 code for a protein of 275 amino acids. The record is from RefSeq and is a predicted model, not a curated record. NCBI's taxonomy places the organism in Eukaryota, Metazoa, Arthropoda, Insecta, Diptera, Drosophilidae. Gene Ontology annotation, biological process: proteolysis. Gene Ontology annotation, molecular function: serine-type endopeptidase activity.